Meloidogyne enterolobii is the source of this 1662-nucleotide messenger RNA. The record is from the annotation of a GenBank genome assembly. Lineage: Eukaryota; Metazoa; Nematoda; Chromadorea; Rhabditida; Meloidogynidae.
UUUUACUUAAAAUCUCAAAAUUUCAGAAUAUAUCCAAGAACCUUUAAAAAUUAUUUAUAUUCUUCUUCUUUAUUUACACAGGCAAGCAAACUCCUUUACAAACAAAAAUCUGCCCCGCUGUCGUCUCCACAGCCAACACCGCCACCUUCUUCAUUCUUUCCUUUUUCCCCUUCUGAAAAUUAUUUUCAUCAGUCUCUUUGUAUGAUCAACACCGAUUUUCAACAAUUAGGUUCGCCAUCCUCCGCUAAUAAUGGCGGGAACGGCUCUUCAGCAGCCGCGCUUUUGGCUGCGGCAUUAAAUGUUGCUACUAAUUCAACUUCUGCUUCAAAUUCCCCUCCAGAACUUUUAUCUAUGACAACAACAAAUAGUUCUUCUACUGCAGCACAAUUAUGUAAUCCCUUUUCUCCAGCUGCUGCUGUCCAAGCUCAACUUGCUGCUUUAUAUUCUUCUUCCAUUCCUUCACCUGGCGGCUCAGCAUUUGCUCGUUGUCUGCAACAACAAGUUGCUGCUGUAGCUGCUGCUCAACAACCACAACCAUCAAAUUCUGCUAUUUCUGCCGCUGCUGCUGUUGCGGCUUUUGCUGUUGCUAAUUCCCCUGCCAAUUCUUCUUCUUCUUCUGCCGUGCCUUUUGGACCAGGCUCUCCUGCAGCGGUGGCGCUUGCCCAUCUGGAUCAUUUGUCAUUGUUGAGAAAUAGCUCUUUAGGGCUUACUUGUCCAAAUGGAUCAACUGAAAUACCUCAGGUGAUCCAUCAAAUGCAGCCACAACAACCUGCACCAACAAACUUUUCUGAGCUAGCCAAACGUUUCCAAGAUCAGGCUGCGGCAUAUAGCAAUGCUGCUCAGAUGGCCCAAAUAAUGGAUACUUUUGCUGCCAGUCAACAACCGUUAAUUCCUCCACUUCCUUUUCCUCCUUCUCAGCAGCAACAAUUAACGGCCGCUGCUAUGGCCUUAGCAAAACAUCAACAACAACAACAACAAGCAGUUCAUUUAAAUUCACCUGCGUCUAUUCUUUUUCAAGAGAAACAGGCCCAACAGCAAAUUCAGGAAGGACAAGCCCCACUCCCUCCUCUCUCCACAGCUGUUGAACAGACAUUAGCAAAUCCUUCUACAGAUGCCUCCACUUCCUUUGUUGGUGCCCCUACCCUCGAACAAUUGUCUGCUAUUGCUGCAGCUGCUACAAAUGUAUUACAAGCAACUAAUAACGGAGAAUGCUCCGCAAAUACCUCAGUAUUCAAUCCUAUUGGAAUGGAUACUUCUAAUUGUGUUGCUUCUUCCUCAUCUUCAGUUGGCAGUCAAAAUCAACAGCAAGAUGAGGCGCAAAUAAAUUCAAUUGAUACUGCAACAAAAAAUGAACAACAAUCACAAAACGUUCGCCGUAUUCGACGACGAAGACCGAAAGAAGAACUUGCUGGGAAAACAUUACAUAGAAGGAAUACAACAAUGUAUGGGGAGAAUAGUAGUUGUGUAUCUGUUAUCGAGAAAAUGGUUGAUUCUCCUUGCAGUUUGGGUCCUUUUUCAGUUCAACAACCUUUAACUCCUGCAAAUGAGCAGCUUUGUAACAGUGUUUUGCUUAAAACGGUUGGUGACAUUUUCUUAAAAUUAAAUUUUCAUGGCUUCUCCCAUUUUUACCGUAGCUCUAUUUUUAUAGUUUUAGUGGCUUAA